Molecule: messenger RNA, 781 nt
Organism: Globicephala melas (long-finned pilot whale)
Lineage: Eukaryota; Metazoa; Chordata; Mammalia; Artiodactyla; Delphinidae
Gene: ALKBH7
Product: alkB homolog 7
Biological process (GO): fatty acid metabolic process; DNA damage response
Cellular component (GO): mitochondrial matrix
Source: RefSeq, a predicted model, not a curated record
GGGGGCGUGCUCCUGACCCCGGCAGCUUGCACGACCCGGCUCCGGGGCUAUGGCCGGGAGUGGGCGGCUAGCGCUGCGGAGCGUGGCCGGGCAGGGCUGGGUGCGGGGCUCGGGGCCGGCCGUGCUAAGCCGCCUACGGGACGCGGCCGUGGUACGGCCCGGCUUCCUGAGCGCGGCCGAGGAGGAGACACUGAGCAGCGAGCUGGAACCCCAGCUGCGCCGCCGUCGAUACGAGUACGAUCACUGGGACGCGGCCAUCCACGGCUUCCGAGAGACAGAGAAGUCGCGCUGGUCAGAGGCAAGCCGGUCGAUCCUGCAGCGUGUGCAGGCAGCCGCCUUUGGCCCCGGCCAGACCCUGCUCUCCUCGGUGCACGUGCUGGACCUGGAACCUCGGGGGUACAUCAAGCCACACGUGGACAGCAUCAAGUUCUGUGGAUCCACGAUUGCUGGCCUGUCCCUGCUGUCUCCCAGCGUCAUGCGGCUGGUGCACACCCAGGAGCCAGGGGAGUGGCUGGAACUCUUGCUGGAGCCGGGCUCCCUCUACAUCCUUAGGGGUUCGGCCCGUUAUGACUUCUCUCACGAGAUCCUUCGGGAUGAAGAGUCCUUUUUUGGGGAGCGUCGGGUUCCCCGGGGCCGACGCAUCUCUGUGAUCUGCCGCUCCCUCCCUGAGGGGAUGGGGCCUGGGGAGCCCGGGCAGCUUCCCCCACCCUGCUGACCCCGGGGCCCUCCCCCCCAGCUGCUCAAGACACCGUGUUUGUGAAUAAAGUUGGAGAGUGGACAA